CUCGAGUUUUUUUCAGAAAACGGCGGCUCGUUCGUAUUUUGUGUGCGGUUUCAAAUCGUCCGGUUCUUCCGCGGAUCCUGCUUAAAACGAAAUUCGUUCCUCGUUUCAUCUCGUGCUCCAUUAAAAUGGCUCUCAAUAAGCUCAGCCUCGAAAACGUCGACCUGAAGGGAAAGCGCGUCUUUAUGCGGGUCGAUUUUAACGUACCGAUCAAGGAGGGUAAAAUCACCAGCAACCAGCGGAUCGUGGCCGCUCUGGACAGUAUCAAGUUUGCCCUCGAGAAGGGUGCGAAAUCCGUAGUACUGGCCUCUCAUCUCGGCCGCCCCGACGGCAACAAGAACGCCAAGUACACGCUGGCCCCGGUGGCGGAUGAACUAAAGAAGCUGCUCGGCCGUGACGUAACGUUCCUGAACGAUUGCGUCGGGGCUGAGGUGGAGGCGGCCUGCAAGGAUCCGGCGGCCGGUUCGGUCAUCCUCCUCGAGAACGUGCGAUUCUACGUCGAGGAGGAAGGCAAGGGAGUCGACGCCAGCGGCAACAAGGUGAAGGCAGACAAAGAUAAGGUGAAAACAUUCCGGGAGAGUCUGGCCAAGCUGGGGGAUGUGUACGUGAACGACGCGUUCGGUACGGCGCACCGAGCCCACAGCUCGAUGAUGGGCGAAGGCUACGCUCAGCGAGCGGCCGGUUUGUUGUUGAAUAAGGAGUUGCGCUACUUCUCGCAGGCCCUAGAUAACCCACCGAAUCCUUUCCUGGCCAUCCUGGGCGGUGCCAAGGUAGCCGACAAGAUCCAACUGAUCGAGAACCUGUUGGAUAAGGUGAACGAAAUGAUUAUCGGUGGCGGUAUGGCGUUCACCUUCCUGAAGGUACUCAACAAUAUGGAGAUCGGUGGAUCGCUGUUCGACGCCGAGGGUGCCAAGAUUGUGCAGAAUCUGGUCGACAAGGCGAAGAAGAACAAUGUGCAGCUGCACUUGCCGGUCGAUUUUGUGACGGGCGAUAAGUUCGCAGAGGAUGCAGUUACCGGUGAGGCCACGGUUGCCGGCGGUAUCCCGGCCGGUCAUCUCGGACUCGACAUCGGACCGAAGACACGAGAAGCAUUCGCAGCGCCGAUCGCACGGGCCAAGAUCAUCGUCUGGAACGGCCCGCCCGGUGUGUUCGAGUUUCCGGCCUUCGCCAAUGGUACCAAGGCACUGAUGGAUGGAGUCGUGGCCGCGACCAAGGCCGGCACGGUGUCGAUUAUCGGUGGUGGCGAUACCGCUUCGUGCUGUGCCAAGUGGGGCACCGAGGCAUUGGUUUCGCACGUGUCCACCGGUGGUGGCGCAUCACUCGAGCUACUCGAGGGCAAGGUAUUGCCCGGUGUGGAUGCCCUCAGCAGUGCCUAAGGCACUGGGGGCUUUGCAUCAUCCGUUCACUUAUCAUAUAAAACUAUGUGUAAUGCUAGCGAGUGUACGUUACAGUGUGUUAUCGUUUUAACUAUCAACCACCGGCUGUUGCGUCGCAGCCAUUCAUCAGUCAUGUUAUUCUCCUUUGAGCGUACGGUGGUUAUCGUUCAACAAUAAAGUAUCUCAUCAAACAAACCGAACCAAACAU
Messenger RNA from Anopheles darlingi, 1581 nucleotides. It is a transcript of the gene Pgk, whose product is annotated as phosphoglycerate kinase. The transcript has 3 exons. Gene Ontology annotation, cellular component: cytosol. Gene Ontology annotation, biological process: glycolytic process; gluconeogenesis. The record is from RefSeq and is a predicted model, not a curated record. Lineage: Eukaryota; Metazoa; Arthropoda; Insecta; Diptera; Culicidae. Gene Ontology annotation, molecular function: ADP binding; ATP binding; phosphoglycerate kinase activity. Bases 126 to 1373 code for a protein of 415 amino acids.